This is a messenger RNA of Schistosoma turkestanicum, 1965 nucleotides long. The record is from the annotation of a GenBank genome assembly. NCBI's taxonomy places the organism in Eukaryota, Metazoa, Platyhelminthes, Trematoda, Strigeidida, Schistosomatidae.
AUGUCGACAGACACAUGGAUUUCUCCACAUUGUGAACUCAGUCAUCUUGUUGACAUGACACCAUCGUCAUCAUCAUCAUCAUCUUCACCAUCAUUAUACAACAACGUAAAUAUGAUGCAACAAUUUUCAAAUGUGUUUAGUAAAUUUCAUUCAUCUGAAACAAAUUCAUGCAUUAUUUCCACAAAAUCUAAAGAUCCCUACUUGUACAAUAAUUAUUUGAGUCAAACAUUAAUGAAUCAGUGUAUUACUACUAAUGAACAUCAAAUACAAGAUCAUAAUAAUAGUAAUUUACAAUUAUUUCAAGAAUUUUUUCAUAAAUUUUUAAAAACUUUACCACAAUUUGAUAUGUUACAAAAAUCAUUCAACAAUUAUGAAUUAUCUUCAGAUAGAUCUAUUCAAGAUUUAACCAUGAAUCGUGGUAGUGGACAAUGUGAGUUGAAUAUAUCCGAUUUCAAUUGUAGCAAUACGACACUAGGUACAUUGCCAAGUAGUCCAUUGGAAAAAUCUAGUCCACAUGAUUCUAGUCUAGGUUAUUCUCAGCAUUUUUCAACAGAUAAUAAUAAAUCUCAUACAGAGAACCAACCAUUGAAAAAGUAUCAAAUCAGUAGUGAGAUGAAUGGAUUCUGCUGUAAUUCAGAUCAUAUUAAAAUGAAUAAAACAAGUAAUUUAUAUACCACUCUACCUAAUGAAUCAAUAUUGAACAGUAGAUAUUCUGUCAGUGGUAAUAUCAGACAAGAUUAUGGAUCCCCUAAUGAAAAAUUAACCAGUCAUAUUCCUGAUCAAUGUCGACAUUGCUCGGAACAUACUCAUGAACAGUCGACUGAUGAACAUCAUGCUAUCAAUUUGUCAAUGAAAAAUGGAAAUUUCUUUAAAACAAUACCCACUGCACAAUCUGAAAAGACAGAUCAUCAUAAUACAGAAAUGAAUGAUGCUUCAUUGUCAAAUCCAGCAGUUUAUGAAUACUACCAUAAAUUAAUACAACUCAAUUAUUUUGAAUGGUUUCGAUAUCUUCUUUAUCAAUCGUCACAAAUAACAGGAAACUCGUCUACAUCAAGUCCUAUUCCUCAUUUAUUUCAUAAUAAUCAUAUUCAUUAUCAAAAUAAUAAUAAAUCCUGUGAUGUGAAUAGCUUAAACAAUAUUAACUCUAGUUUUCGUAUCAGCCACUAUUCAAAAGAUACUGAAAAUACAAACAAAUUCGGAUGUUAUCAUUCUAGUGAAUCGGUUUCAAAUAAUUCAGAUAUACGAGGAUCUAAUUAUUCAUAUGAUUUGUCUAAUUUACCUGGUCAUAUACAGUCUAACUUCUCAGUUAAUAACUAUCAAACUAUGUUGUUAAAUCGUCUUUCAACGAUUACAUCAACAACACCUCCACUACAAUCCUAUUCACCAGUUCAAAUGACUCAUGCUGGUCUUCAUUCAAUAACAAAAGAUACUUCAAAGUUAGUCAAUGUUUGUAAUAUAAAAGCAAAGAGCUAUUCUGUCAAUCCAACUAUUUCAAAAUGUACUAAUACAAAAAAUAUUGAUCGUACAACAAUUCUCAAUGGAUCGAAUAGUUAUGCUUGUAAACUCUGUUCCAAAGUUUAUACACAAGCAUCUGCUUUGAAAAUGCAUGUACGUACUCAUACAUUACCAUGUCGAUGUACACAUUGUGGUAAGUCAUUUUCACGUAAAUGGCUACUGAAAGGACAUGAACGUACACAUACUGGUGAAAGACCAUAUUCAUGCACUGUUUGUAGUCGAUCAUUUGCAGAUCGAUCCAACUUAAGAGCACAUAUGCAAACACAUCAACGUGAAAAACGAUACUCUUGUCCACAUUGUCCACGUUCAUUUUCACGUAUGGGUCUUUUGAAUAAACAUAUGCUACAAUGUAGUCAAACUACAGAAUCAAAUCAUCGUACUAACAAUCGAAAAACUAACACGAAUACAAUUAGAACACAUAAUUCUUAUCUUCCCAUUAAAUUUGCUUGA